This is a messenger RNA of Sinocyclocheilus anshuiensis, 732 nucleotides long. RefSeq lists its product as uncharacterized. The coding region runs from base 1 to 639 and encodes 212 amino acids. Lineage: Eukaryota; Metazoa; Chordata; Actinopteri; Cypriniformes; Cyprinidae. The record is from RefSeq and is a predicted model, not a curated record. The transcript has 6 exons.
AUGGCCAGUGCUUUGCAGUAUUGCUUUCUGAUCCUGAUUUUCGGCAUUCCAAUGCACGAAUGUGCGGCAGUACUCCUAAAUGGCAGCUGUGUACCUGUGGAACCCUGUUUUGACCUGAGUGUGAUGGCUAAUAUAGCCGAGCGUGUCAGCAAAGACGUGGUAGCUGCGGAUGGUGAGAAGAUCCUCCUGAAGCACAGCUCCUUUGACAAAAUUCGGAAAAAGAAAAAUCUUCACAGCUGUGUCCUACAGAAGAUCAUCAAUCUAUUUCAAAAUGUUCUUGAAAAGACAAAGAAGAAUGACGUCCACAACAAGGAAGAAUUAAACCAUCAUGUUGAGCUUAUACACAUUAUGGAUCAACUCAGAAACUGUGUGUAUAAGACAAAAAAUAGAUGUAAAAACCUAUACAAGAUGUCUGAUAUAACCACAACUUCCUCUCCAAUGAUUUCGGAGAAACACAUGAACCCAAAUCAGCUUGCUGUCUUACAGCUACAAAAACUGAAGUCUGCCAGUAAGAGGCUCAAUGAUGUGCAAAUCCAGGAGGGGGUUAUGGAUGAGCUGAAAACCCUCCAUCUCUACAUGCAGGGAAAAGGCUUCCGGAAAAAUACACAAAUGACUAAGGAGAAGCAUGGCGUUUCAUGAAUUCUGGCCUACAAUGUGUUAUAUCAAUUUUCUGCCUGAUCACUUUAAGACGUGCCAGUUUAAGCAGGGACAGAAUAACAAGCUAUCUCCUCU